AAUGUCGGAGCAUAUUGCAUUCACAGUUAGAUCAUAGUGCGAAACGGUCGCGUUCCCGAACGAAUUUUCAGUGCUUUAAAUAUAUAUAAUAGGUUAUAAAUAAACCGUCCGGCUCUCGUAGCACUCAGCGUAGAGGCCUACGAGACGUCGUGUGUGUGCAUUUUUUUUAAACGCUGUGUUUUUUUAAACCUUAGAAAAUGGCAACGAAGAACGCCGUCGAUGUGAAUGUAGAAGAGGCCCAGGCCCCGGGUUCACCCAGGGCGGCUCGGAACAAAUGGCUGGCGGGGACCAGCUCAAUCGUUGGUCUGUCGGACGUGACGGACAACAAGCUGAUCUGGAGGCAGCUGGUAGCCGAGCUGCUGGGAACCUUCCUCCUCACGUCCAUCGGCGUGGCGGCCUGCAUCACCGUCUCCGCCUCGGCUGCUCCUCACACCACCAGCAUAGCGCUCUGCUUCGGUCUGCUCGUCGGCACUAUUGUUCAGGCCAUCGGACACGUGUCAGGCGGGCACAUCAACCCGGCGGUGACGUGCGGGCUCUUCAUGUCCGGAGACGUGAAGCUGCUCAAGGCGGUGUUCUACAUCGUGGUCCAGUCCCUCGGAGCCGUCGCAGGAGCCGCCUUCAUACGAUUAGCUGUACCCGAAGAGAGUUUAAAUUACGGCUUUGGAUUGACCAAGCCAGGUGCGGGAGUCUCCGAUGCCCAGGCUCUGUUAGUAGAAGCUCUGAUCACGUUCGUGCUGGUGCUGGUGGUGCAGGGCGUGUGUGACGCUCGCCGCAACGACAUCAAGGGCUCCGCGCCGCUGGCCAUCGGGCUCGCCAUCACUGCCUGCCAUGCUGCUUGUAUUCCAUUCUCCGGAUCAAGUAUGAACCCCGCGCGAUCUUUUGGACCUGCCCUCGUAAUGGGAGACUGGGCUUCUCACUGGGUGUAUUGGGUAGGCCCCAUUGUAGGCGGAGUGGUGGCCGGCCUCCUGUACCGAUUCGUCUUCCGCAUCGGUAAAGCUGGCGAGAGCGGCUCCUACGACUUCUAAGACUGCAGGUCUAGCGAUCCUUCGCAGCAUCACAUCGCGUGCCUUUACUCUAUUCUAUAACCAGAAUUCAAAGCGCUAUGAGACCUAUUUUAUUACAAACAUUCCCCGAGGGGUAAGGCGGUAAAGCCCACAGAUAGAAAGUAAAAGUAAUUGCUUAAGAGUGAAGUGAAAUCGAUUUGAGUAACUCGCUGAUAACUAUCUCGAUUUAACAACACUAUUUUGAACUAAGAAGUGCAUCACGUGUCUAUUAAUGGGCUUUACGCUUUGCGUUUAUUUUUGUUAUAUUUAACUUUGUUUUUCUUGACAAUGUGAAAUAAUCCAAAGCCAAUAAUAACGAAUGGAAAAUUGUUGUUUGAAAUCAUCUGUAGCAAGUUGCAUCGUGUUUUAUAUGAUAAAAGGUUUGUUCAAUUAUUUCGUUAUAUAAAUUAGUUACCUAACUAAAAGAUAAAACACAUUCAACUUUCAACUUUUUCAGAUAGACUUCAAAAGUUAUAUUAGGUUAAUUAAUUUAGGGUUAUUUAUAAGAUUUAUUUAUAUGAUGAUGUGAAUAAAUUAUUUUAAGAUUAUAUUAUAUUAUCGAAGUAUGAAAUAAGUAACACAUUUUAUACUCAGUGUGUGAAGAAAAUGCCUACAAGAAGAGACAUUAUUUUAACAUAUCUCACAAGUGUUUAUUUUGAAAUAAAUAUUUUAUUAGAUAUUUA
Molecule: messenger RNA, 1726 nt
Organism: Amyelois transitella
Lineage: Eukaryota; Metazoa; Arthropoda; Insecta; Lepidoptera; Pyralidae
Gene: Drip
Product: aquaporin AQPAn.G
Exons: 8
Coding region: 198-1025 (275 amino acids)
Biological process (GO): transmembrane transport
Cellular component (GO): plasma membrane
Molecular function (GO): water channel activity
Source: RefSeq, a predicted model, not a curated record